GAUUCGCCUUUGAUCCGAGAUUAAACGCAGACGUGCUCGAUUUUGUACAAUUUGCACCUUCGCAACUGCAUUUCUAUAUUGACUAAAUGGAUCGAAUUUCGAAAGGCUGGUUCAGUGAAAUCCAGGAUGAUUUAUGGCCGGGACAAUCUUUUUCUUUGAAAGUAAAAGAGGUUCUUCAUGCAGAAAAAUCUCAAUUCCAAGAUAUUCAAAUAGUUGAGACAGAAACCUAUGGAAGGUGCCUCAUUCUCGAUGGAAUCAUUCAAUGUACUUCCCGAGAUGAGUUCUCUUAUCAGGAAAUGAUAUCUUUCUUGCCACUGUGUUGCCAUCCAAAUCCACAAAAGGUUUUAAUUGUGGGCGGCGGGGAUGGGGGUGUGGCACGGGAGGUUGUCAAGCAUCCGUUGGUUAAAGAAGUCCACCAAGUAGAAAUCGAUGACAGAGUUGUGGAAUUAUCCAAAAAGUAUCUACCUUCGAUGGCGUGUGGCUUCGACAGCGAAAAGGUAAAGCUUACAAUUGGCGAUGGAUUUGAGUACAUGAAACAACACAAGAACGAAUUCGAUGUCAUCAUAACGGAUAGCUCGGAUCCAGUUGGUCCGGCAGUGAAUUUGUUCCUCGAAAGCUAUUUUGAGCUGCUGAAGAAUGCACUGAAAGAUGGCGGAAUUAUUUGCUCGCAGGCGGGCAGUUUUUGGCUGGACUUUGAUCACGCCAAGAAAACAAUGAAAGGAUGUGGAAUUCAUUUUCCAAAAGUUGGAUAUGCCGUUACCUCAGUGCCGUCUUAUCCAUGCGGUCACAUCGGAUUUAUUGUCGCAUCUCUCAAUGCAAGCCGGGAUCUGAAGGAGCCUGUGAAAAAGUUUGAAAAAUCCGAAAUAGAUGCGUUAAAUUUAAAAUACUAUUCCAGUGAAGUUCAUUCCGCUGCUUUUAGCCUACCCCGUUGGGUUGAGAAGCACUUUUACGAAUAAUAGUUUGUACAAAAUAAAGUUCAUGUUGUGCCUUCUCUACAAAUGUAAAUACCAAGUUUACAAAUAUACAGACUUAAACGAUUAA
Drosophila grimshawi is the source of this 1041-nucleotide messenger RNA. It is a transcript of the gene SpdS, whose product is annotated as spermidine synthase. Bases 87 to 956 code for a protein of 289 amino acids. The record is from RefSeq and is a predicted model, not a curated record. Gene Ontology annotation, molecular function: spermidine synthase activity. Gene Ontology annotation, biological process: spermidine biosynthetic process. The transcript has 2 exons. Gene Ontology annotation, cellular component: cytosol. Lineage: Eukaryota; Metazoa; Arthropoda; Insecta; Diptera; Drosophilidae.